AUCCCACUACCGUUGGGUCUCACAAGGGAUCGAUUAUGUCCUACUCCAAAAGCAUCAAUUCCAGUCACCGGGCUUAUGGUAGUUUCGGACCAAAUUCCAAGGCUGCGGCUUUGUUCGAUGCAGCAUUUUCCAAGCCUCUCGGAAGGAGAACCAGCUCACGGAUCUCCUAAGCAAGUGUUUUCACCACCUAUUAGUCUGCCUGAAAGCACAUCAACCGAUGGGACAACAGAAAAUGAUAAUGGUUUGUCGAGCAGUAGCAGUGAUGAGGAUAGUCAGCCAAUUCCUAAUCAGGAAAGGCCUUUGAAUUCUGCAGCUUCAUCCACUUCCUCCCUUAACAGCGCGAUGCAAGCGACAGCCCUACGAUCAUCUCAUUCCCCUCAUCCUCACAGCGGUACUGUCCGCACAUCUUCAUCUGCCUUCGACUUCGAUGACAAAGACGACUCACCCCCUCCGUCAAUGAAGAGAAGCAAGAUGUCGCCACCAUCAUCUUGUGAGCAUUGA
This is a messenger RNA of Strongylus vulgaris, 501 nucleotides long. NCBI's taxonomy places the organism in Eukaryota, Metazoa, Nematoda, Chromadorea, Rhabditida, Strongylidae. The record is from the annotation of a GenBank genome assembly.